This is a messenger RNA of Leishmania braziliensis MHOM/BR/75/M2904, 5541 nucleotides long. RefSeq lists its product as hypothetical. Lineage: Eukaryota; Euglenozoa; Kinetoplastea; Trypanosomatida; Trypanosomatidae. The transcript has a single exon. The record is from RefSeq and is a predicted model, not a curated record. The coding region runs from base 1 to 5541 and encodes 1846 amino acids.
AUGCAGCCCAGCAUUACGCCGCCGCUGCCUCCCAUUCACGUCAAGCUCGGCGAGGCGGCAAGCUCGGCUCGCACCCCAUCACUGCCGUCGCCGUGGCUGUCACAAGUCCUCUCGCUUUCUUCAGAUUACGAGAUUCACAACGAGCAGUUGCCGUGGGGUGCCCACGAUGGCACCGGCGCCGGUGUGACCCUCGCAUCUAACGACUCGGAGACCGUGAAGGGUGUACGACGCCCACAGAACGAGUGCACCUCUGCACUACCCUUGGCCGACGCAACCACAGAGAUGCGCUCUACGCCGACGCCAGGAUCGCUAGCACAGGCUUCCUCGUCGACAUCCCGCUCAGACGCGCCGUCGUGGAGACGGGUAGAGACACCAACGGCAACGCCGCCCUCUCCAACUGCCAUGCUAGUGCUCAACCGUUCCUUCUUUUCUCGGAAGACGCGUGCCGCUCCUGCAUCAUCGGCCGCCGCAGCAGCUGUUGCGCCGCUCCGCACGCACGCCCUCACGGCACGAAUGCCGCCUCAGUCACACACUCAGCGCACCGUAGCCGCACCCGCCGCAGCGCCGUCGCUUAAGACGCUCCUGUCUCUGCGACGAGACAGUGCAGGGGCGCGGACGAGUGUGCUGGCAACGGCGCGGCACCGCCGCCUGCUGCCGCUGACAAGUGCUGAGAGGUCGGCGCACAAAGAGGAGAGAGACGGCAUUAUCACACGGACGAGGUGCUUGACGCGGGAAUCGGUGUUGAAGUCCACCUCGAACUCUUCUGAGUCGAAAGAAAACAUUCGUGGCUCUGCGUCUACGUUGGGGAGGACGCUGUGCAAUGGCCACUACCACCCCUCUUCCCAGGCUCAGGUAGCUCUGUCUUCACCGCUGUUCUUCAGCGCGACCGCCGCCACUGCCACCAUCCUUGGGCAUGGAGCUGUCACUGGGACGCCAAUAUGCAUUGCCGGUCAGCACUCUAAUGGCAGUCGACUGAGUGACACCGCUUCUCCAUCGGAUGAAGGUGAAGUCACUUUAGCUUCGCUGACAAGUCUGCAGCAGCGUCUGUGUGGUUGGACAAGGGGCACGCAUGUGGCGGUGGCCCCCACCACAGGACGCGGUGUCAACAUGCCCGAGCCCCGCCGAGGUCACGGGCGGCAAGCACGUUCAACAAGGGCGCCCUUCGUAUCCACAACGGAGCUCGCUGGGAAUACAGCAACUUCUCCGAGGUGCGUUAAAGCGAGGACAGUGGGCAUCACCACAGGCCACACCGCCCUAACUGUGUCGGUGGCGCAGUGGAAGCCGCUGCUGGACAGCGAGCGCAUUUGUGGUGAGCGAGGCAAGCACGUUGCGCGCUUGCUGAUAGAGCGUCUGCUAGGCAUCACCACAACAGCCGGGCCUUUUGGCGGUCAUAGCACUGGCGGCGGCGUGUUGGACCACUUUAGCCCGGACAUGCUCGACGAAGACGAGAGCGGCGGCGGCGGUGCCAGAGGGGGGCAUCUCCGCCCCCUCUGCGAGCGCGCCGUUGUCGCGACGUACCUCCUCAGCUCCCUCCUCGACGGCCUCCCGCGGCACCAGCAGAGUCUCAGUCCGUACAUCCACAUGCUGCUCGAUUUCACAUUCGUCUCUGACACACCCACCAACCGCGCCAUGCUGGGCGGCAGUGUGCAAGACGAUGAACUCCUCUACGCGCUGGAGGUAGAGCAAGAGGACGGUGGUGGGGAUGACGGGGGGACGGCGGCUGCCGCUGCUUGGUUGCCACCUGACGUGGCGGGGCGUGGGUCGACCUUGUGGCCAAGCAUUGAGUUGCACCACGGCAGCGGUUCAUCUUGCCUUACAGACAACGGCCAUAGCGAUGCCAAAGGGUUGUACGAGCUUCUGUAUCCACGCUUCACACGAAUGACGUACGUUGCCGCGCACUACGACGCGGCACGAACAACCGUGGCGCUUGCCUACGAUGUGCGGUCUCGUGAGCUGCAUCAGCGCAGUGUACCACGUCUGCUCGAGUGCAUGCACCGCCACUGGAUGCGCUGGCUGAUGCGUGCGGUGCUGCGCGCGUGGGAGUGCCUGUGUCAAGAGCGACGGGUGCAGGAACAGCGCCAGCGCACCCGCUGGGCGCAGCGUUGGACCAGUGAGCGGGGGCGUAUCGCUUUACGACGCUGGCGCGGCUACGCUGCGUUGACACUGCAGAUCGCUGAGGCUGACAGCUUGGCGAAGUCCCUCCUGGCGGUGAAGCGUUCCGGCAUUGAGCGACUGGAGAACGAGUCAGCCGCAAUGCAGGCCUCCAGCGCACUCCUUCAGCGCACUCUGCAUCGCCAAGACGAGGAGCGCGACGCCAUGGAGGGCCGCAUCGUACAGCGGGAGCAGGCGUACAAACAGCUGCUCCAGCAGGUCCGCGAGAUGGACCGUGUUGGGUCGCUCAUGCUGCGCUCGCUGCUGCUGUCUGAUGCGCCGCCAGUGCCGAACGAAGCGGACGCCUUGAACGGCCUCUCUGCGGCGGUGAGCUCCGCCUCCGGCGUUGGUGACCAGCAGUCCUCGACGUUGUCGCUGAGCGUGUCGCCGGACGGCCUGGCCCGCUCUGCAGCGACCUCGUCGUUUUGCGAGGCAAGCGGCGACCCGAUUGUCCGGCAUCCGCCGCACACGCUGGUGGCACUGCCGACGCUGCUGCGGUGGGCCAAGGCAUGUGUCGCCACGGUGCAGGCCGAGUACGUCUCCUUCUUCCCUGACGAAGAAGAGGAGGAGAGUGGCGACGAUGUCAUCGAGGCGGCGAUCGAAGGCAAUGCGAAGGAUCUCACCACAAGCCGGACGCCCGAGGAGAAAAUCGGUCCCCGCGGCAAGAGCACCACAUCCCCAUCACCGUGCACGCCCUCUUUAGCUGGAGGGAGCAACACAAAUAAGACGGAAGCUACGCGCGGCCCCUCCACCGGCCUCGAGGUGCUACUCACCCCUACCACCGCAGAGGGGCCGGCACCAACCACGCGAUCGAUCGCAGCGUCGGACACUGUUCUGGUGCCGCUGCAUAUGAUUCUCUUGCUGAUGCGGGCCUGCAGCGGGGCACAGGAUAGAUCGGCAAUGGUCGGCCGCGACGGGUACGACGUCCACAUCACCACAACAACAACGUCGGUGACAAUCACCAGCGCGAAGGAUACGUCGCUGACGGACAACGGCGACGCUACCACACCCGCAGGCCCAUCGUGGGACCUCGUGCGCACCAUCGAACUUACUGACAGAGUCGUCCUCAAUGAGUGCCGCGCGCUCCUCCGAAAAGAAGAAGAGGUACUGGCUGGCAUCGAUGAUGGUCGUAGUACUGCUGCAGCAACAGCAGCAGCAAGUGCCUCCCACGGAGAGCGCCGACCACCGACUCCGUCGAAGUCUGGCGGCACCAGCAACGCCCUCGCCAGUGUGUCAGUCUCUGGCGUCUCCAUAAUGCACCGUCUCACCUCCGCCACACGGGAAAAUCUGCUGCAGGUGUGCCGCGUCGUCGUUGACACGUACGAGCAGCUCACGAACACUGCGUGCGUCGUCACGGCCGAGCAGCUUUUCAGGAGGUCGCGCGGCACUCUGUUGGUGUUGAUAGCAGCCCUCAUGCGCUACUAUACGAACUGGACCACGAACCGCAGGCAGCAACUGACGCCGCUGUCCAUCAAAGGCAAGUGGACGGACCUCCCUGUCUUGACGGCCGCGGCGCAUGAGGGAACGAAGCACAACCUAUACGAAGAGUGGUCACACCCGCCGCACAGCCACCGUGGCUGGCUGGCACACGUUCAACGCCAAGCACAGUGGAUCGCACUUUCCUUUAGUGCCCUGCACGAUGCCAUCCGUGUCGCCACCUGCUCGGUCGACGCCCUCAGCAUUAUCGAGCAAGAGCGCGUGGCGGGGCUGCUCCAGCGGAUCUCGCUGACAGAGUUCAUUGACCUCUUGGGCCACUCACCAGAGCACACAAUGCAGAGUUAUGUGGACGUGAUCGGCGUCGUCGAGCGGUACGCACCGUCGCUGCACCUUCUCUUCCAUCAGUAUGCCCUUCCCCUGGCGCAGCUGCGUGCUGACGCCGAGGGGGCCAACAAUGCCCCCACUCAAAGCAGAAACGUCCAAAACGACGAUGAUGGAGGCGGAGACGCAUACAUCACAGGCAACACCGUGUGGGGUCUUCUAUGCCUCACGGGACUUGCCGGCAAGGCGCCGCGCCUGUCGGGUGCGUCCUCGAAGCGAGGAGCAUCAUUGGUGUCGAUGUCGCUGGCUAUCCCGUCGCCACCGCUCUCCGCAACUCUGCAUCGUCCAGCUGUAUUCAGCCUCAUCGAGCAGGUAACACAAGGUGCCGUCGCGCCCACUGCGGUGCAGCGGCAGCUCUCGUCGAUGCCGGGCGGUAGCGGCCCCACGGCCUCACCGGCACCGGGAGGGCCCCCCUUCGGCUCGCCAGACCGCACACUUUUUUCGCGGCGCACCAGACGUGCAGACGUAACGUCAGUGAGCCGCAAGGGCCGCCCCAUCCCGUGCUACGCCCGAGUGCUGCGCGAUGACCACCACGUUGACCUGCGCGCCGACACCGGCGCUGUAUGCGUCAACUACGUGCAGUUCGUGAAACUCGUCAUUCGUCUUGCUCACGCAUGGCAGUGCCAGCAGCAGCAGCAACCGUUGAUAGCAGAAGAAGAGGCACUGCAUCGGGCGAAGGCGGGUGAGGAUGGCAGUCGACGUGUCACGGGAAGUCUCAAGGACGCUCCAAGCGACUCCCCACUCUCCGGCGCGGCUCCAUCUUCCUGCAGCAGCUCCGCAGCCUUCACCACCGCAUCAUGUACCUCUUCACAGCAACAACAGCGCCGGACCAGCGCCUCCAGCGACCACGUCCAGUAUGAGGCCGUCGACUACGCGAGUCAGCUCUGCCUCCCGUACUUGAAUACAUUCUUGGGUGGGCUGCUGCUACCACGUCUGCUAGGCGCGAACCGCUGGAUUGUCGCGGCGCAGCGUGCCUUUUGGUGCAAGCCAGUUCUCCAGCUGCUUGCGCAGCAUCACGACGCGCUACUGACGGUGUUCAACAUGUAUCAGCGACCAUGUGAGAGCCGCGGCGUGCGUGCGGCGCUGCCGCCGCCAUUCUCGACAGAGCUUGCGACUUACAGCGGACGUGGCAGCACUGCCACGGGAACGGGGCCAGCGCUUGGGAAGGAGUCGGACGAGUUGCCCAUUGAGUCAGACUUCAGCCAGCGAAGGCUCCCCAGGAGCAUCAGGUCGCACUCUGGGUCUAUUUCAAGUGCAAAGGGAAACCCCAGUGCGGUGCCAGCCACCCUGCGUGACGUGGGCAUCGUGAGCGUGCUGCGCUGGAAUGAUGUGCAGGCGAUGGCGAAGGAGCUCGAGUGGCACCGCGAGGCUCGCCUCUCUGAAAUGGGAGUGCGUCAUUGCUUUGACCGCGUCGUGGCCGACGGGGCGCGCGAAGGGGCUGUGCUGUUCUUUGCCGAGUUCCUGCAUUUAUUGUGUGCCGUCGCCACCUACGCCGCACCUGAUCCAGCAGUGCCGCUCGAGACAAAGCUCCAUUUGUUUCUCCAAACUCGCGUUCUGGCUCAGCUAGAGUAG